Nannizzia gypsea CBS 118893 is the source of this 450-nucleotide messenger RNA. RefSeq lists its product as hypothetical. Lineage: Eukaryota; Fungi; Ascomycota; Eurotiomycetes; Onygenales; Arthrodermataceae. The record is from RefSeq and is a predicted model, not a curated record. Bases 1 to 450 code for a protein of 149 amino acids. The transcript has 2 exons.
AUGCAGGGCGCCGGCCGGGCAAUUUUGACGGAUCUGGAAUCUGGAUGCCUUGCAGAGAGCUCUGGUUACAUUGCGUCCUCAAACGCCGGAUUUGAGAAACUGUCUGCCUUAGAGCCGCAUCUUGCUGCCUUCCCUCUCACCAACAUUCGAGUUGAGCGCUUUCUUCUGUUCCUGCUUGCCGUUUCCCUCGUCUGGCGCGAUCCCCCAACUCUCGGCUCUUUUGGCUUUUGGAAGCCUUGCGCUUGCAUGGACGUUGAGGGUGUGAAGGAGCCCCGAAAAACUAAAGCGAGAGAAGAGGCGCAGAGAGUAGAGAGGCGGCAUUCGUUCUCAAGUAAAUUCACGUCUCUUGUUCAAGAUAAAUAUCAGCUUGCAUCAGGCCUAUUACGCCUCGAUCUCUUGAUACCCACUCCAAACAUCGAUCACUGGCUCAAUAUUGUUUCAAAGGCGUAA